AGUUGUGUUGGAGAGUUCAACGCUAGAAACGCUCGGAGACAGUGAGGAGUAUGCUGGUGCGGCUGUUAUGUUACAGAAAUGGCUUUAAGGCUCCAGAAUUUGUUUUGCUCUGGGUCAGAAGACUUUGAUGAUGAGGAGUUCCUGUCUGCAUUGGAGGGUACAGAACCCAGCUUCUCCACUAAUACUCGUAUCACACCUGUCCACCUCAGGCCUAUUUCUUCUAAGGACACGCAGGUGACAGGAGGCUCUUCUAACCUUGCAAAGCCGUCAUUUUUUGAAGAGACAGUCACUGUGCAGGUGCAUACCAAAUCACCUGCAGAUACGUCAAGUGUGCCGUCCCUGGACCUGGAUCUGGAUGAUGAGGAAUUGCUGUCGGCCUGUAGUGAACUGGAAGCGGGGGUAUCACAAGAACAAUAUCAGACACCAUGUCAAACCCCAAAUCCAAGACUGUGCUUGAGGCCUAUCAAUCAGACAUCUCAAAAUAAUAGCUUCACCGCAAAUAGCUCUCCCGACUUUCAUCUGCGUCCUUCUGGGGGUGGAUUCUGUUCAAAUUCGGAACCCAGGACGUUUACGAGACCCCUUCAAGAGACUGGUCAUAUUCAGCGCCAAUCAUGUGGAUUUACUACAAACUCUCCCACAGCUUCUAAUUUCCUUGCGAGUGACAGGGGGAGAGGCCAGUCUCCGAGUCCUACCGCCAAAAGGCCCUGCUUGAGGCCUAGCCUGGAAAUGCAACCAGUCACGCCUGCAAGAACUGGUGCUCAGCUGCCCCAGUCUUCCUAUCGACGUUGCACUACACCAACAGCAGCUGUGAGACAAGCCCAUUCAUGGCAAGGUGGUGCGGGCAGCAACUCGCUACUAAAAACUCCCCAGAUGCCUUCUCGCCCGCACCAGCCUGGCACUCUGCAGACACCAGUGGUGACCAAUCAUCUUGUACAGUUGGUGGAAGCUGCCAACAAGACACCACGGGUGCUGGCAUGGGAGACACCACCCCCCAAAGAAAGGAGGUUUCCUGGGCCAGCCGGCCUUCUGCCACAGCAGGCCAGUGGCAGAAGGCUGGAUGAAAUCCUGAUAUCCACCCCACAUACACCUAGCCAUGGGGCGCAAGCCAGGCACCACAGCAAGGAGAAUGCCCCUUCCCAGCAACCAGUGGCAGAAGAAUUUGUAAGGGGUCCCUGGGCUACCAUGAAAGCCGAGCUGUCAUUGGAUGAAAAUGACCCAGUCUGCUUCCUGAGAACAUACAGUGUUGUCAUGGUUCUCCGUAAGGCGGCUCUCAAGCAGCUCCCAAAGAAUAAAGUCCCACGGAUGGCCGUAGCUCUUAAGAGUUUGACCCCAGCCAAUGGAGAUGCCAGUGCAGUAUUCCGAGAUGCAACAGGAGAAAUCCAAGGGACGGUCCAUCAUCUGUUAUUGGAGGAGAGGGAGAGGGAGCUGAAAGCAGGCAGUGUCCUCCUCCUGCAGCAGGUUGGGGUCUUCUCACCAUCCCAUCGCAAUCAUUAUCUCAAUGUGACACCAAGUAACUUGGUGAAGGUCUAUCCAUCAGCAGACGGAAAUGAAAGUUCAAGGGUGUCUGUGGAAAUAACGACAGAGGAGGAGGUGGAUGUGAACAGCAAUGACACCCAGUUACACCAGCGUUUGUCCUCCAGCACAAGACAAGGCAGGGCUUUAGAUCAAGCACUUUCCCUCUCCUCCAGCACAAUGCAGCCUGAUAGUAAUUGGCCAGCUACACCUCCCUUCCUCUCCAGAGCCCACCAGCCAUCAUCCCACAUAACCGAAUCUAAAGCUCCCCAGUCAGCAGUAUCUUCCUUAUCUUGCAAUCCAAUGCAUACCAGAGCCCCGGGUCCAGCAGCACUUUACCAAUCUUCCAGCACAGUACAGACAAAUCCAUCAUCUCCAUCGUUCAGCACAGCACAGUCCAGGACGUCUCUAGCUACAGACGGUGGAGACUGGGACAUGGAUGACUUGGACUCUUUGCUAUGUGACCUUCCAGAGGACCCCGGAGAAUGACAUUUCAGGCUGCUUUCAAAGACUUAAUAUCCUAAAAGCACACUUUAAUAU
Molecule: messenger RNA, 2052 nt
Organism: Nanorana parkeri
Lineage: Eukaryota; Metazoa; Chordata; Amphibia; Anura; Dicroglossidae
Gene: HROB
Product: chromosome unknown C17orf53 homolog
Exons: 10
Coding region: 79-2001 (640 amino acids)
Biological process (GO): recombinational repair
Source: RefSeq, a predicted model, not a curated record